UCCCCGCCGCCGCUGCUGCCGCCGCCGCCGUCGCCCCCGUCGCCGUCCUUCCAGCAGCGCGGGCCGGUCGGACCGCCCAGGCACCCCGCGCUGGCGAUGGGAAACGGCGCGGCCGUGGACCCAGGUUGUGGCAAAGUUUCCCCGACGCGCGUAUCCGGGCGCGCGGCUGCCGGCCACCCGUGACCGCUUCCAGAAGGGCUAGGAGAUUUUUAAUUUGGAAAAAAUCCACCUCGUUUCCUUUGUCAAGCUCUCUCUCCGGGUGGCCAGCGGCGGGAGCUCCAAACUUGGGCACGGCGGCUCCACCGCAAGCAGCUCCGGCUGUUGGAGGACCUUGGGACUCAGGUGCUCGGGCGCCCAGCGGCCCGGGGCGGGCGAGGGGGUGUGCGCGCGCGGGGGAGUGCCGGCGCGCGGCGAGGAGGGUCCCCCGGGAGCUCUAUAUGGAGGAAGGAGCCCAGAAUGGUGUGCACCAGGAAGACCAAAACUUUGGUGUCCACUUGCGUGAUCCUGAGCGGCAUGACCAACAUCAUAUGUCUGCUCUACGUGGGCUGGGUCACCAACUACAUCGCCAGCGUGUAUGUGCGGGGGCAGGAGCCGGCGCCUGACAAGAAGCUGGAGGAAGACAAAGGGGACACCCUGAAGAUUAUUGAACGGCUAGACCACCUGGAGAAUGUCAUCAAGCAGCAUAUCCAAGAGGCUCCCGCCAAGCCCGAGGAGGCAGAGGCUGAGCCCUUCACAGACUCCUCUCUGUUUGCACACUGGGGCCAGGAGCUCAGCCCUGAAGGCCGGCGCAUGGCCCUGAAGCAGUUCCAGUACUACGGCUACAACGCCUACCUCAGUGACCGUCUGCCCCUCGACCGGCCUCUGCCUGACCUCAGACCCAGUGGGUGCCGCAACCUCUCCUUCCCCGAUAGCCUGCCAGAGGUGAGCAUCGUGUUCAUCUUCGUCAACGAAGCACUCUCAGUGCUACUGCGCUCCAUCCACUCAGCCAUUGAACGCACACCUCCACACCUGCUCAAGGAGAUCAUCCUGGUGGAUGACAACAGCAGCAACGAGGAGCUGAAGGAGAAGCUGACGGAGUACGUAGACAAGGUGAAUGGCCAGAAGCCGGGCUUCAUCAAGGUCGUGCGCCACAGCAAGCAGGAAGGCCUCAUCCGCUCCAGAGUCAGCGGCUGGAGGGUGGCCACCGCCCCCGUAGUGGCACUCUUUGAUGCCCAUGUGGAGUUCAAUGUGGGCUGGGCUGAACCUGUGCUCACCCGCAUAAAGGAGAACCGGAAACGGAUCAUCUCCCCCUCCUUUGACAACAUCAAAUAUGACAACUUUGAGAUAGAAGAGUACCCGCUGGCCGCCCAGGGCUUUGACUGGGAGCUGUGGUGUCGUUACCUGAACCCCCCCAAGGCCUGGUGGAAGCUGGAGAAUUCGACCGCCCCAAUCAGGAGCCCUGCCCUCAUUGGCUGCUUUAUUGUGGACCGGCAGUACUUCCAGGAGAUCGGCUUACUGGACGAGGGCAUGGAGGUCUACGGAGGCGAGAAUGUCGAGCUGGGGAUCAGGGUGUGGCAGUGUGGCGGGAGCGUGGAAGUCCUGCCUUGUUCUCGGAUUGCCCACAUUGAGCGAGCCCACAAGCCCUACACCGAGGACCUCACAGCCCAUGUCCGCAGGAAUGCCCUCAGGGUGGCUGAAGUCUGGAUGGAUGAAUUUAAAAGCCAUGUCUACAUGGCAUGGAACAUACCCCAAGAGGACUCUGGAAUCGACAUUGGGGACAUCACCGCAAGGAAGGCCCUGAGAAAACAGCUGCAGUGCAAGACCUUCCGAUGGUACCUGGUCAGCGUGUACCCGGAGAUGAGGAUGUACUCGGACAUCAUUGCCUAUGGAGUGCUGCAGAACUCUCUGAAGACCGAUUUGUGUCUUGAUCAGGGUCCAGACACAGAGAACGUUCCCAUCGUGUACAUCUGCCACGGGAUGACACCGCAGAACGUGUACUACACGAGCAGUCAGCAGAUCCACGUGGGCAUCCUGAGCCCCACGGUCGACGAUGAUGACAACCGGUGCCUAGUGGAUGUCAACAGUCGGCCACGGCUCAUCGAGUGCAGUUAUGCCAAAGCCAAGAGAAUGAAGCUUCACUGGCAGUUCUCUCAGAUCCUGUUGGUGUAUGUAUUACACAAAUAAUUUUGAUGACUGGACUGGUAAACCAAGGAACUGUGCUCUCCAUGGACGGCGGGGCUGGCCAGGGGAUCUGCAUCAAGCCCCAGCCCUUCAGAGCCCAAGGCCCGGCCCAGGGGCUGCUGGAUGGGCCUGGGCUGUGAGGACAAGAGACUGCAAACAGGCAUCCUUGCUUCCUUCCUUCCUCCAACACUCCAUGCCUCACACAGCAGCCAGAGUGGCCCGGUUAGCAUGUCAGUCCGACCCUGCAAUGGCCCUGUUACCAGAUUAAAAGCCAAAGUCCAUUCAGUGGCUGUGAGUCCUCACUGAGUCCUCACAGAACCUGCCCCUACCUCACCUCUUGGGCCUUAACUCCUACUCCUGCCCCACGCCCGCACUGCCCAAUGGCCUCCACGCUGGUCUUUGUGCUGUUCUCUGAACACACCAGGCCUCUGCUGGUGCGAGAGCCUUGCUCUGGGGCAUAGGACUACCCCCAGAUCCCACCUAGGCCACCUUCUCUCCCCCUUUGUGUCUUCACUCAACUCUCCCCUUCUUGUUGACGAUCACCCUGGCCACCUCUUUCUUCUGCCUGCCUCCCGCCGGCCCCACUCUCUUACCUGGUUUGUCUGAGGCCGUUCAGGCUAGAACACAAAGACCAUCGACUGAGUGGCUUACACAACAAACAUUUAUUUCUCACAGUUCUGAAGCCUGGGAGGUCCAAGAUCAAGGUGCCAGCAGAUAGUGUCUGCUGAGAACCCUCUUCCUGGGUUGCAGGUGUUCCCUUUCUCAUUGCGUCCUCACAUGGCAGAGGGAGACGGGCAUCUCUGUUGCGUCUCUUCUUAAAAGGGCACUAAUCCAAUUCAUGAGGGCUCCACCCUCAUGACCUAAUUACCUCCCAGAGGCCCCACCUCCAAAUAUCAUCACAGUGGGGAUUAGGACUUCAGUAUGAAUUUUAAGGGCUCACGUUCAGUCCGUUUUUGUGCACAGCCUGAUCACUCUCUAACACACCACAGAACUGACUGUUUGCUCCCCCUCCUGGAAUAUAGUCUCAGUCUUUGUCUACAGAAAAAGAUCUGUUCCUGUUUAGUCACUCCUGAAUCUCCAUGGCCUAGAGUUACACAGUAACUGGCACACAGUAGGUACUAAAUAUCUGAUGGAUGGAUGAAUAGAUGGAUGAAUCAUGUGUCUGCAGCGAGCCCUCAAAAGAACUAGCCCAAACUGGCUCCGCAGAGCCCCUGAAGCCCACGAAGGUGACCUUCCUCCACCCCAGACAUCGAGGCACCCGCAGAGCUCAGUCUAGUCCGCUGCCUCGAGACAGGCAUGGGGCGGGAGAGAUGACGUGGUGGGCCUAGCCACACAUGCUAGUGAGGAACAGUGAAUGGGGCUUACUGACGACGUGACCCUGGGUGCGUGUCCCAACCUUUCUGAGCCCUAGUCUCCAGUUCUAUGCAAUGCGGACAAUUACCAUCUCCACCCCUCAGGGUUAUCAUGAGGAAUACGUGCGACUGGGCAUGUGGAGCAUUUGACACAGUGCUGGGAGCCUGGGAAAUCAGUGGCAACAGCUGUUAGUUCCAUCUCAGUGCAGAGCCUGCAGGGAGGGGUACGGAGAGUCACAGCACCAGGCUGCUCCCCAGGGUGUGCUGAGCUCACCAGGGAAGGAUGGACUGCAGGAAAGGAAGGCUCCUUUGCAAUUGUGGUGGAUGGAAUCUGUCCAGAGAGGGUGAGAGCCUAGAGAUUAUUCACUGAGAGGGGCUGGGGUCCGCGAAGGAGGACAGGAGGGAGGCAGCACCGGUGGCCAGUGCUAGCUCCCUCACCAAAGUGGCCUGCCUCCUCCUCCUCUAGCCCAGAUAUGUUCCCAAGACAUUGACCAGGGCUGCUCAGCGAGGCCUCCACACGGGCCUUACUCUUCUGCUCUAGAAGAUUCUCCUCUUGGAGCCUCUAGGGAGGAAGCUCUCCUUGACUGCCUGCUUCACCCUCCCUGACAGGCCCUGAUGCUCUCACUGAGGUUGUGUCUCCUUCACAGCACUGCUCUUGGCCUCGCUCUGUUUCUUCCACAUCCUUCCCAGAGGCCACACUGGCUGCUUCUGCCCCAGGGUCACGACACUUCCUGUCUCCAGGGUCCUGAGGGCCAGGAUGGGGUCUGGGAAAUGUCACAUUUGAGUCUCUGAAGGAAUGCUUUCCUUCUCAGAGACACUCCUCCCUCUCUUGGGCUUGGCAAGGCGCCCCUGUGAAAGGCUUAGAAUGUGCCUGAGUGGUAGCAGGAAAGGAGAGACUGCGCCUUCUCUGUUUUGGACAAGUUUCCCCAAGUUUAUUGAUCCAGGGUUGACGGAAGCAGCCCGGCCACUGGCACACAGGCCCGGGCCAGCCCCUGAGGAGAUUCUGAGAAGCCCAUCUUCAGCAGAGUGAAUGGGCACUUGCUCUGGUCCCUUUUCUGCCUGUUGUGCAAUUUUUCCGGAGCCCUCAUCCUGAUACACACUCAUUGGUUGUUUUAUAGCUGAUGGAAGGGUUUCCCAUUCCUCCUUCUCUCGUCCUUCAGUAGUCAGGACAGAAAUUACCAUCUGGUCCUAGACACAAUGGAACCAGAGUGGAGAGCAGCUCACCCAGGGCCACCAGCUAACAACCAGGAAGGAAGCAUCGUAGGUCAGCACCGCCCCUUCCCAUCUCACAGCCAGAAAGGCCGGCAGAGCUCAUGAAUUAGUGAGUGGGGCUGGUCUCAUUCGCACCCUGCCUGAGCUCCACUCCUAGCGACAUGGGUCUGGCACGCCGCCAGCUGACGGAGUGUUGGAGGGUCAGGGGAGCCUGGCCACACAUCUGCCAAAGAAGCAGCGGUGACACAGCCCAACCCGGAUGUGGGCGACAGGUGCGCUCAGGCCACGGCAACAGAAACGGCAGAAACCUGUGCCUGGCAGAGCCAUGGGCUGGCCUUGCUUGGAGCAGAUGUCACAAGGGAUGUCUCUGGGUCUGCAAGUCCAGCUUUUGAGGGACAGAAUGGGGUCCCACAGCUUCCAAGUGGACUACUUGAAGCUAUCAACCUGUCGUCAGCCCAGGAGCAUGGCGUGGCCACCGAAAGCACUGAUUCAUUGGCUGUGUUGAAGGAGUCUGUUGUCCAGUGGAAAUGAGGUGGUGGCCCUCUGCUUGGCAGUCAGUUCUGAGUGACACAGAGUAACUGGAGUUUGUCCAAAGGAGAGCAGGCGGGUUGGAAAAAUUAUACAAAAUUGUUGCUCAGUUCCUUGCGGAAGUUUAAACUAGAAAGGCAUGGAACUCGGGGGACAUGAGCCCUACCUUCCCCUAUUGGAAGGGAAAGGGUGGAGAAGCAGGAGCAGACCCACGUGUGGGAACCUCAGGGGGGCAGUCUGGGGCCCGUUGCUGGAUGCCUCCACGACAAGGAUUUGAGUUGAAUGCUCCCGGGCAGAGCAGCAUGGGAAAGAAAGUGCUGGUUCAGGAGGCUACGUGAGUCACCCCUGGAGGAGGCCCAGCAAAGCUGGAGGCCCCAGGCCGAAGUAGAGGUCACCCAGGUUGCUGAUUAGAGCAAGAGGGUCGGCCUUCAGAGUGAACUCCACAUGCGGACUGCAGGGUCCUUUCUGAUCCCUUGUCUCACGGCCACUUGUUCCUCUGCCCCCUCAGGGCCUGAGUCAGCCGGUGUCUCUCUGGGUGAGAGAUGAGCUUGCUGUUUGGGUUUGCUCUUUGCACUGGUGUCUCCCUGCUCUUGGGUGCAAUGAGUCACGGCUCUCCUCAGGCGCACAGCAGGAGAGACCUGCUUUCUUCCCUUGAAUAUUCCAGAAGAAAUUUGCUGGGCCAUCUUCCACCCACUGGAAACUGGGAAUUCUCUUCCUCCUCCCCAACACACGCACAGACAGACCCCCGAUCCCCUUUGCCAUCCAGUCUCUCGCUACCUGCCUCCUUCACCUACUGUUCAAAGCCACUUCUGAGGGAGCUGAAUUUUUUUUUUGUCUUAAUUGUUUAAUUGAAGAAUAGCACACGUACAUACAGAAACAUGCACAAAAUGUAAAUGUUCAACUCAGUGGUUUAGAGCAAAGCAAACACCUGUACUGCCACCAGCCAGGUCAGGAAAUAGCAUACCAUCAGCAUCCCAGGAGCCCCUCUCUUGCCUCCUGUCAAUCAUUUUUCCUCUUCCCCCUCCUUAAAGAUAACCCCCAUCCUGGCUCUAACACCGUGGUCCUAUUUUGCCUGUUUGGGGGGUGUAUAUAAGUGGAAUUAUAUAUGUGUUCUUUAUCUGGCUUCUUCUGCUAACAUGAUAUUUGUUAGGUUUAUUCAUAUUGAGUGGAGCUCUAGUUUGUAUAUUUGUGAUGCUGUACAAUAUUCCGUUAUGUGACUAACCACAAGUUAUUUAUCCAUUCUACUAUCGAUGGGCACUUGGGUUGUUUCCAGAUUGGAGCUUUUACAAAUCACGUUGCAGAAAGCACUCAGGUGCUUGUCUCUGGUGCAUGCAUUUGUGCUAGGUACAGACCUAGUGUGGGAGUGUUGGGUCUCGGAGAUGCGUGUGUCCAACCGCGGUAAAUACUGCCAGUUUCCUAGGUCGCCGUGAGAACUGAGUCUUUAUGUUCUCUGAGAUGUCAGUCAUCACCAUGGGGAUAGUGGUAGCUGAUUGGGGAUGACCCCUUUCAGAAGAAGUUCGCGGUCUCCUCUCCCAGCAUGCUGUUCACUGGAAUGGGCAUGGGAUGUAGCUGGGGGUAGGCUGCAGUCAUAACAGGCAGGGGCCUCCCUCCCCCUGCUGCCAGGCCUGCUCAGGGCCACUCCAGAGUGAAACACCUGUGAAACACAGCAGCCCUCUCUGGAGACCCAUCCCUCCUCACCUAUGCAGAUCAUGACCGCCAACAUUUACUGAUCAUCUGUUAUGUACCAGUCUUUUGGCUGGAUGCUGAGGGCACAGAAAUUGAUAAGACAUAGAGCUGUCAGUAUGGGAGGGUGAGGGGGAGACAAGUAAACUAGUAAUUCCACUACCGUUCAAUCAUGCUGGGCGAAUAGAGAAAACACGAUGAAAACACGGGUGAAUAGCACCUCGCUAGCUGGGUGGCCUGGAGGAGAAGAGGUGGGAGGGGCUGAGGUGAGAGAUAAGGAGGCUUCUGGAAGAAAUGGAGCAGGAGCUUAGCCUUGAAACGUGACUGUGCCUUGGCCUGCUACGGAAGCAUGGAGAAGGACCCCCAGCACAGGACACGGCUUGCUUGAUGUCUAGGAACCCUGAUAAUACAGAAAUCUUUACACAACUGCAGGAAGUUUGGUGUGGCUGCACAAAAGGUGUGGGGGCUGAGGGAGGAGAUGAGGCCAUGAAGGCCUGUGCUAAGGAACUUGGGCUCUGUCCUCUAGGCCAAACGUACAUUUCAGAGACAUCACUGUUCCCUGCCUCUGGAGGUCAGAGGGGCGUCAGCUAGGAGGCUGAUGCAGUUGUCCAGGGGACAGAAGAUGGUGGCCUGAACGCAGGCAGGGUUGUGAUGUGAUAGCAAUAAGGGGACAGUCACCAGGCAAGAGGGAUGUGGAAUUGGCAGGACUUAGUGCCUAAUCAGAUGCUGGGGAGAAGGCAGAGGUGUCAGUGAGAAUGCCCAGGUCUCCCACACGAAUGCCUGGCUAUUGCUUUUGGGGGAAAUUAUUUAUGGAAAAUAUUUAUAACUGAGGUGGUAAACACAAGAGGAGUAGAUUCUGGGGAGAAGGUGAGUUUGAACACCUACUCAAGUGCCAUUAAGCUACAAAGAGUGCACUUAUAAGGACCACCACCUACCCCAAGCAAUUCCGCCUGCAGAAUUGGUAUAACUCCAAGAUACUCAAAUAGUCCGGGCUGAUGCUCAGACUUACUACAGCCAGCAGCCUCAGAGUGUCUGAGCUCUGCAAGGGCCUCACUAAAAUAAACUUACUGGGCUCCUCUUUGCUGCCAUGGGGCUGCUCUGGGGAGCAGCACCUCUCUUCCUUCAAGAGCUUUGGGCAUAAACUGAGUGUGCAUAACUACAGAACAUUCUAGAACAUCAGUAGCAUGGGGGAAAACCAUGCAUGCCCAGGGCUGAGGGAGCCCAGUGGCCUAGGAGACAUAUCCAGGAGCCUGAGUUUGGUGGAGACCAACACUGAUGACUCUAGAGGUCCACUUGGGUACAUGGACCCUAAAAGCAGGAAGUCCUGGGCCUCUGGUGGUGGUCAAAUUCAGGCCAGUCAUGGGGAGGGGAGUCCCAAGGAACUAGACUUUUCAGAGCAGGACCCCAGCCCAUGCCUAUGGGGACCAGGGCCUGGCCCCCAGGGUGGGAGCUAUGGGAGCACACCAGCAUGCCACACCCCAGCAAGUGGAUGGAAGUUGGGGCAGGGUGUCUCCAUCCUAAUGAAGAACUAGGGCCCUGUGAAGAAAACCAAGGCACAUGUUCGGUCUCAGGGAGGAGACCAACACAUCAGAGAAGGGCAGCCUGAGGCUGCAUGGGAAUGCUGGCCCCCACACCUCCCGUAGCCUCUCUGGACCCCAGGCAUCUGGACCCACCGAUAACUCUAGGCCUGAGGUCCCCCCCCAGAUUCCCCUGUUUCGUCUAUAGCCUCUGACUCCACUCUCUGC
This is a messenger RNA of Felis catus (domestic cat), 8680 nucleotides long. It is a transcript of the gene GALNT18, whose product is annotated as polypeptide N-acetylgalactosaminyltransferase 18. The transcript has 11 exons. The coding region runs from base 457 to 2163 and encodes 568 amino acids. Gene Ontology annotation, cellular component: Golgi apparatus. The record is from RefSeq and is a predicted model, not a curated record. Lineage: Eukaryota; Metazoa; Chordata; Mammalia; Carnivora; Felidae.